Aethalodelphis obliquidens (Pacific white-sided dolphin) is the source of this 1587-nucleotide messenger RNA. RefSeq names its product leucine zipper protein 2 (gene LUZP2). The record is from RefSeq and is a predicted model, not a curated record. Bases 499 to 1284 code for a protein of 261 amino acids. The transcript is spliced from 12 exons. Lineage: Eukaryota; Metazoa; Chordata; Mammalia; Artiodactyla; Delphinidae.
CGGCGAACAAUCCCGGGCAGGGCUCGCCUCGCCGGUGACAUCACUCCCGAAGAUACUCCCCACUCUCAGCGCCUGCCUUCGCAAGGAGUCCGUCCGUUUGCUUGUCGGUUUCCUUCCGUCCGCUGCUGGAGAGGGCUCAUUGCUGGCCAGGGACAGAGCCGGGCACUGAGGAGCGACAGGACCCGGAGGACGAGGAGGGAGAGCGCAGGCAGCGAGGAAAGGAGGAUCCCGGCAGGUGACAAGCAUGAAAUUCAGCCCAGCGCACUACCUGCUGCCUCUCCUGCCGGCGCUGGUCCUCAGCACCAGGACUCUGGAGAGCUAGAAAAGCAGCUGAAGCAAGUCUUGAAGGAGCGGAGCACCAUCCUCCGCCAGCUGACAAAAACAUCAAGAGAACUUGAUGGAAUUAAAGUCAACCUUCAGAAUUUGAAAAACGAUGAGAAAUCUGCCAAAACUGAUGUUCAGAAGCUUCUGGAAAUAGGUCAGAAACAAAGAGAACAAAUGAAGUCUCUCCAGGAGGCCCUGGAAAAUCAGCUUAAAGAGACAACUGAGAAAGCAGAAAAACAGCAGGCUACUAUUGCUUUUUUAAAGACUGAAAUGGAGAGAAAGAACAAAAUGAUCCGAGAUCUCCAAAAUGAGAAUAAAAGCUUGAAACACAAACUCUUGUCAGGAAACAAGCUAUGUGGAAUACAUGCAGAAGAGUCAAAAAAAAUCCAAGCCCAGCUGAAGGAGCUUCGUUAUGGGAAGAAGGAUUUAUUAUUUAAGGCCCAACAGCUUACUGAUCUGGAACGAAAAUUAGCUGUGGCGAAAAAUGAACUGGAGAAAGCAGCUCUUGACCGGGCGUCACAGCUGAAAGCAAUGAAAGAGACCGUACAACUCUGCCUCUCAGCUGUUUUCCAUGAUCAACCUCCUCCCCCUUUGAAUCUAUUCAAGCCUAGUCCAACUCGGAUAUCAAUUCCAUCCAUGCCAAAUGACACGAAGAUUGCAGAUGCAAGGACAAGAAGCAAGGAUCAACAAACCACUUCUGAAGCCCAUGAGAGCUCUCAAGUUGAGACUACAAAGGAAGAAUAUCUGAGUACCCCUGAAUGCGAUACUCAAAUUCUUAUACAGGGGAGCACGACCUGUUCAAUGAAGCACAAAGAAUAUCCUGCAAGCAAUGACACCACAGAAUCAGAACCUGUCCCACAGAAUGUGAUGGUGCCUCCUUGUACUGAAUGCGAAGAGGAAAAAAACCCGGGAAAACAAUUGACCAGCACUGAAGGGAAGGCAAAUAGAGAAAAAAAAUGACUGUAAAUACCAAGAAACUGUGUUAAAAAACAUCCAUUUGCUAUUGUCUUCAUACUCUUUUUAGACCACAAGCUUGAUGGAAAUACUAAGUUUUUAAAGCAUGCGACUUUUUCACAAUUUUAUGUACCUUUAUAUAGUAGUCUACAAAUUUUCCAAAAGAUUCCAGGCCAAUUAUGAUCCUUAAGCAAUAACCUAAUUAAAAUGGAUAUCCAGGCUUCCCUGGUGGCGCAGUGGUUGAGAGUCCACCUGCCGAUGCAGGGGACGUGGGUUCGUGCCCUGGUCCGGGAAGAUCCCACAUGCCGC